CUCCCAGCAUGCAGUUUGCUGACUGUCUUUACCGUCUUUCCACAGAUGACAUCAGUCUUUCUGAUCUCUGUGUGUCUCUGUCUGUCCAGCGGACUGCUGGCUGCAUACGGUGCCCCCCCCUGCCCUCCUGAUUGGACUCAGUUUGGCUCUCGCUGUUUCAGUUACAACAUCAAGCAAAAGACCUGGAUCGAUGCAGAGACCUUCUGCCAGACCGCUGGAGGGCAUCUGGCUUCCAUCCACUCAGCUGAAGAACAUAAAUUUAUCAGAGACUACAUUAACCAAGUGUCCAUUACAAACACUCUCUCCUGGAUCGGAGGCCAUGACGCAGUGAGGGAGGGUACGUGGUUGUGGUCUGAUGGAUCCAAAUUCGACUUCAUCAACUUCAACGGGGGGGAGCCUAGCGGGGGUGCAGGGAGAAACUGUCUGCUGAUUUACUAUGGAGUAACCGGCUGGUACGACGGGGGUUGUGGCGCCUCAUUUUCUUUCAUGUGCUCCAAGGACAGCGUGUAACCCUAACACACCAUCAUGAUGCUUCUACAGCUCAUCUAUAAUCUCUAUCAUUGAUUCAUCUCU
This is a messenger RNA of Etheostoma spectabile (orangethroat darter), 573 nucleotides long. RefSeq names its product galactose-specific lectin nattectin. The transcript has 6 exons. Bases 46 to 510 code for a protein of 154 amino acids. The record is from RefSeq and is a predicted model, not a curated record. Lineage: Eukaryota; Metazoa; Chordata; Actinopteri; Perciformes; Percidae.